Molecule: messenger RNA, 801 nt
Organism: Neurospora hispaniola
Lineage: Eukaryota; Fungi; Ascomycota; Sordariomycetes; Sordariales; Sordariaceae
Product: kinase-like domain-containing protein
Exons: 3
Coding region: 1-801 (266 amino acids)
Biological process (GO): mitotic DNA damage checkpoint signaling; protein phosphorylation
Cellular component (GO): cytoplasm; nucleus
Molecular function (GO): protein serine/threonine kinase activity; ATP binding
Source: RefSeq, a predicted model, not a curated record
AUGGACACCACACAAGAUGCCAUUCGCUACCAUUGCAAUAGUCACGGAGGUGUCACUGAUGGUUGGCGUCCGGAAGAGCGGUUGUGGAUUGGUGACCACGGAGACGUCUGGAAGGAAAAGGCUGUGUAUCCUCCCUCUCUAUCCAAGGUGCGCGCAGUCAAGAAGAUCAACAAGGAACAGACGAACUUCAGUCAGUCAUCACAGCGAGAGCUCCAUGCCCUCACAACGUUCUCUGGGGACACAGUGGCAGAGCGCUACAUUGAUGAGGAAAAAUUCCUUACUGAGCCCGAGGCAGCCAUAGUUACCCGACAAGUUGCCACAGCUUUGCAGUAUAUGCACAUCAACGACUUCACCCACAGAGAUCUUAAGCCUUCAAACAUCCUCAUCUCUUCAAAGGGACCCUCAUGGCACGUCAAGCUAGCGGACUACGGAAUAUCCAGAAGGACAACUGGCGCACCGGUGUCCACCGAGUACAUCCACACCAGCGGAUACAUCGCUCCUGAGUUAGUCGAUACGUCAGAGAAUUAUACUGCUGCGGUGGACGUGUGGGCAUUGGGAGCCAUAGUCUUUUGUAUGUUGACGGGCGCUCCGCCAUUCCACAAGCGCGACGACAUGCUUGAAUACUGUGCAAAGAUGAGACAGUUUCCCACCCGCUCAUUGCGUACAUCGACGGGAGUAACGUGUAUCGACAUAAUCCUGGGAGCUAUGGAGCCGGUGCCGGCAGAGAGGCUGUCUAUCUCAGAGGUCUUGGAACAUGACUGGCUUGCUGUCAAGACUCCGAUUGCUAGCGAAACCCAUUAG